Messenger RNA from Paramecium octaurelia, 383 nucleotides. The record is from the annotation of a GenBank genome assembly. Lineage: Eukaryota; Ciliophora; Oligohymenophorea; Peniculida; Parameciidae.
AAAUGGGGCUAGCUUGUUCUUCUGGCAGUCAUAAAUCAAAUAAAUCCUAAUUACAGGAAAUUAAGUUUCCUUUAUUGAUUGCUGAGAAUUUCAUUAAAAUCAUUGGAUAAUUAUAGUUAUCUGAUGAAGUUAUUGGCGAUCUUCGUUACAAUUUGAACUAGCUAAUAAUUAUGAGAAGCAAGUUAGCACACUGUAUUGCUCGUUUGUAAAAGAAAUACUCUGAUUAUCUCUUAUCAGAUUUAGAAAAUGAAUUACAGACACUAUUAAAUACUGUGGAGACAGUGUUAUAGGAUUCAUAACUGAAAAUUCAGUUUCCAACAAUAGAAUAAUACUUGUUGGAAUAGUUAGAAUUACAUCGUUAUCAUAUGAAAUAACAACUAUGA